GGUGUGAUCGAAGCGCACGGGCCAGGUUUUAUUGAGCCGGCGUGGGCAGGCAAUGACAGUUGAAAACGAACGUCGUUCAGGAAAGACCUACAUCCGCUCUCAUCUAGUUUGUUGAAUUGUAGUUUCCGUAGCCCAAUAUGAAGCGAAGUCUGAGUGACAGUGAAAGCGACGAUGGAUUCGAGGAUCGCCUUAAGGCAGGAUCCCCGUCACAGAGCUGCCAGAUUACCGACAGAAAGAAAAGGCGAGGGAUAAUCGAGAAGCGCAGGCGUGACAGGAUAAAUAACAGUCUAUCGGAACUUCGGAGACUUGUACCAUCUGCCUUUGAGAAACAGGGUUCAGCCAAGCUCGAGAAGGCGGAGAUCCUACAAAUGACGGUUGAUCAUUUGAAGCUGCUACAUCAGAAAGGAAUAAACACAUACAAUUUCGAUCCGCAUGCUGUGGCUAUGGAUUAUCGGAGUGUUGGCUUCCGUGAAUGUGCGGCCGAAGUUGCGCGUUACAUGGUGGCUGUAGAGGGUAUGGACCUACAGGACCCUCUUCGUUUGCGCCUGCUGAGUCACCUUCAAUGUUAUUCCGCCCAGAGAGAAGCCGCAGCCAAAGCUUCACUUCAGAAUUCUUCUUGGAGUUCCAUGACUCCGCAUUCUGGCUUCAACUCUCAGUACGGCAGUGCUACCAUGUCAGGCAUGAGUGGAAUGAUUACAUCACAGCAUGUUGGUCAAUCGGAACAUCUUUCCUCUAUGUCUGCACACUCGGGACACUCCGGAGUUUCAUCGUCAGUGUCGUUCAGCGAAUCUCGUCUCAGUCAGUCUGACAGCGCCGCUUCUAUUCAUGGACAUAUGCGGCUUCCGACUGCCGGUGUUGGUGGGCAGGUCCCUUCAAUGAACUCUUCGACAUCACAGGUUUCUCAAAUCUCACCCCCGCUCCUCUCAUCUCUACCCCAGCUUCACAACCAGUUCCCAGUGUCGCUCAACGUGAACUCAGUGUCGUCCAUGAUGUCGCCAAACUCAGGCCCUAUCUACAACCCUGCCUCUUCCGCCAACCAGCACUCCCAUUCUGUCAAACCAUACCGACCAUGGGGCGCUGAACUUGCCUACUAACCAAUGUACGAAUUACAUCUAAAUGGGACAAAUGCAAUAUAUUUAUUUGUAUAUUUUGUACAAGAUAGUUUUACAUUAUUUUAUAUACUUCAUGCAUGGUGAAAAACUAUAUGCUAUGCAAGUGACAUUUGGAUAUUACAGUGAAGAUGUUAUAUAUUGUGCCUAUCGACUUCGCUUGUUCCAAACUGUGUCAGUGACCAGUGUUCAAAGGAACCAGUGGUACAUGUGCCUGUCCAAAAAACCUGGGUAGGUUCACCAAGUUUCAUGUACUUGGUACUGUGUGGAACACUGUAAAUAUUAGUAAGCUAUGCAAACCUGACUAUGCAACAUAUCAGAUAUUUAUAUAGAAAACUGACAGUUAUUUACAUUUUAUUUAUUUCUAUACUUGGAGUGCUUUUAUUUUUAAAUAUUUGUGUGUGCAUAUUGACUAAAUGUUUGCUCAGAGACUCACCAUUUAUGUCUUCCACAAUACGAAUGGCCUGAUUUUUGUAAUUUAGACCAUGUUGUCUCUGUGUCAUUCUUUCCUGGUCUGCGAUGCAAUAAAAGCGUUGGUUGUUA
Molecule: messenger RNA, 1652 nt
Organism: Haliotis rubra (blacklip abalone)
Lineage: Eukaryota; Metazoa; Mollusca; Gastropoda; Lepetellida; Haliotidae
Product: hairy/enhancer-of-split related with YRPW motif protein 1-like
Exons: 5
Coding region: 138-1094 (318 amino acids)
Biological process (GO): anterior/posterior pattern specification; regulation of neurogenesis; regulation of transcription by RNA polymerase II
Cellular component (GO): nucleus
Molecular function (GO): RNA polymerase II cis-regulatory region sequence-specific DNA binding; protein dimerization activity; DNA-binding transcription factor activity, RNA polymerase II-specific
Source: RefSeq, a predicted model, not a curated record